GAUAAAGCUCAUAGAGAGAGAGAAGAAAUGAUGAAGGCGAUGAUGAUGAUCUUAGCGGCGGCGAUGACGGUGAUGGCUUUGGUCUCGGUGCCUAUGGUGGAAGCACAGACUGAGUGUGUGAGUAAGCUAGUCCCUUGCUUCAGCUACUUGAACAUAACAACGAAGCCGUCCAAGGUUUGUUGUGACUCGAUCGAAGAAGCUGUUGAGAAAGAACUUAGCUGUCUAUGUACCAUCUACACAACUCCUGGUUUGCUCGCUCAGUUCAAUGUCUCUACUGCUCAAGCUCUUGGUCUCAGCAGUCGAUGCGAUGUCGAUACUAAUAUCUCUGCUUGUAACACUAAAGGAGCUCCAUCGCCAAAAGCUGCUUUACCUCCUCCAGCAGGAAGUAAUACCAAGAAAGACGCCGGAGCUGGAAACAAGGUCGCCGGUUAUGGAGUAGCCACCACCGUGGUCUUGUCUUUGAUCUCAUCCAUCUUCUUCUGAAACUCUUAAACCGGAUUUACCCGGUUUUCCGAUUGUUUAACCCGGUUUAUUGUUUCUUCAAUAAUUCUCGAGAUUUGUUUGCUUAUGGUUUAACUUAUUUAAUGAUUUAUUAUAUAUAAAAGUAUUUUUGGUUCA
This is a messenger RNA of Capsella rubella, 618 nucleotides long. Its product is annotated as non-specific lipid-transfer protein 6. The transcript has 3 exons. The record is from RefSeq and is a predicted model, not a curated record. Lineage: Eukaryota; Viridiplantae; Streptophyta; Magnoliopsida; Brassicales; Brassicaceae. Bases 28 to 483 code for a protein of 151 amino acids.